UUCCCGCCUUUUCCCUGCCCCGCUCAACGUCAGUCGAAACAGAAUGAUACAAGUACUCCGGCCGUUCGCGAGAAGUCUCUGUUCUUCAUCUCACCUCUUCCUCGCAUUAUCAUCAAGAAUCGAUAGCAGCUCGACAACACGCGCAUUGCUCGCACAUUGAUAUAACGCUAUCGUCGGACACCCGGUCAACUUCACAUACAUACCGCAACAAUGAAGAUUUUCUCAGUAAUCCUGUCUUUCGUACUCCUGGUUGCUGCCCUUCCCUCACGGGAAUUACAAGAGUUCGGUGCCGUAGAAGGCAAUCAGUUGUCGCCAGCUGUAGGUGGCCAGCCUGGCCAGAUGUACUGCUUCAGUCAGAUCAUCACAGAACUUCGUAAGUUCCCAUCACGUUCACGUCGUGCUCAAUCCCCUGAUAGCAAGCGUUUGCCAUCCCAGUCGCCACGCGGUCUUCCUCGUGCCUUCCUCCUACCCACCUCCCUUCGACACAGCACACUGACUAUCUCCAGGUGUCGAUCUACAAACGAUCCUCCAUCAAUACUGCAACCAGCAAUUCCAGAUCGACGCACAGUCUUGCCAUGGAUGCAAGCGACCUUUUGCGCUUCCGAGUUGCUACCCCGGAUAUGGGGCUUGGACCUCCGUUUUUGAGUGUGUCCAGGGCGGGAGGUAUAAUUUCAAGAGUCGGUGCGAUGGGCGGUGUGAGUCAGGGAGAUGUAUCUAGGGUGACUCAAGGAUGUGGUC
Molecule: messenger RNA, 738 nt
Organism: Cucurbitaria berberidis CBS 394.84
Lineage: Eukaryota; Fungi; Ascomycota; Dothideomycetes; Pleosporales; Cucurbitariaceae
Exons: 1
Coding region: 211-645 (144 amino acids)
Source: RefSeq, a predicted model, not a curated record